UAAUCAAAACCGGGCCGUCCAGAAGAAAAUAAAUUACUUAUUACUAUCGCGAUUGUCAAUUAGUUCUGAGCUGCUGCCUCGGUCGCGUUUUAUCUUUUUUUUUUUUCGUAAAAAGAUGGCCGUUUGUGCGUAUUCCAACGAGAUCGACGACGACGUUACUCGCGAGGAAUUUUGCGAAAUUAACUUGUCCAAAUACUUGGGACAUUCGUUACCUGAAGUAGGGUCGCUGUCGGAUCUUAUAAGGGAACUGAACCGUAUUUUUGAAAAAGACUCGAUCAACAUCGAACUGGUCCAUUACGUGAUGCGAUCGUACAAGUCCAACCCUGUGGAAUGGAAGAAAUACGCCAAGUUUGACAGAUACAGGUACACGAGAAAUUUGGUGGACGACGGAAACGGCAAAUACAACCUCAUGGCUUUGUGUUGGGGUGAAGGUCAGGGAGCCAGCAUACACGACCACGCAAACUCGCACUGCUUCAUGAAGAUCCUCCAAGGGUCACUCGAAGAAAUUAGAUACGGCUGGCCGAAAGAAGAAGGACAAGAACUCGAGGAAAUUCGCAGAACCCGCUUAAAUUUAAACGACGUUUGUUAUAUCAAUGAUUCGCUGGGUUUGCAUCGAGUCGAAAAUGUUUCCAGUUAUGAUACCGCCAUAAGUUUGCAUCUAUAUUGUCCGCCUUACGAUCGAUGUUCAGUUUUCAACCAAAAAACGGGAACCAAGUCGACAGCAACCGUGACAUUCCAUUCAAUGUUUGGAAGACGUAUUAAAAGAACGGAGAACAGUGGUUAAAAUAAAGAGUCUACAUCGAGAUGCCACUUUAGCGAGGAGUACCAAAAUAUAUUAAUAAUAUUGAAAAAAUUAAUAA
Messenger RNA from Cylas formicarius (sweet potato weevil), 860 nucleotides. RefSeq names its product cysteine dioxygenase type 1. Bases 116 to 784 code for a protein of 222 amino acids. The record is from RefSeq and is a predicted model, not a curated record. Gene Ontology annotation, molecular function: ferrous iron binding; cysteine dioxygenase activity. Lineage: Eukaryota; Metazoa; Arthropoda; Insecta; Coleoptera; Brentidae. The transcript has 4 exons. Gene Ontology annotation, biological process: L-cysteine catabolic process.